Messenger RNA from Aegilops tauschii subsp. strangulata, 981 nucleotides. NCBI's taxonomy places the organism in Eukaryota, Viridiplantae, Streptophyta, Magnoliopsida, Poales, Poaceae. The record is from RefSeq and is a predicted model, not a curated record.
AGAGUCGUCCCCCUCCUCCCGUCUAUAAAUUCCCCUCCUUCCCUCGUCUUUAUAUAGGAGGCAUCCAACCCAAAGAGGAGGAAGAACACCAAGGACUGACUGCCAGCGCCUCUCCGCGAUCCAAAUCCUCCCGGGAAAGUUCUUGGUUGAUCUCUUCCUCCUCGACCGCCUCCCAGGGUAUGCUCCCCUGCUCUGAUUCUUGGUUGAUCUCUAUGGUCUGUUGUUGAUCUGCAGUUAAGUUAUGUAUUAGGGCCCCCUUCUAGGGAGAGGAUCUGUAUGAUUAUGGAUCGAUCCUGUUCGUCUUCCGUGGUUCUUUCUUAAGCCGUUUAGGGUCGAGCCGUUUCUUGGUGUAGCUUUUGCCACUCUCACCAGGAGAUUUCAUGUCUGAUCUUGACGUUCAGAUCCCAACUGCCUUUGACCCCUUUGCCGAGGCGAAUGCUGGGGACGCUGGUGCAGCUGCCGGAUCAAAAGACUACGUUCAUGUACGCAUCCAGCAGCGUAAUGGUCGCAAGAGCCUGACCACUGUCCAGGGCCUGAAGAAGGAGUUCAGCUACAGCAAGAUCCUCAAAGACCUCAAGAAAGAGUUUUGCUGCAAUGGUACAGUUGUCCAGGACACAGAACUUGGACAGGUCAUUCAACUCCAGGGUGAUCAGAGGAAGAACGUCUCAAACUUCCUUGUCCAGGCCGGCAUUGUGAAGAAGGAACACAUCAAGAUUCAUGGUUUCUGAACAACUGCCAGCUCCAUAUCAGAGUCUACAUGCAAAGCAGCUAUAUAUUGGUGGUGCAGUAUAUUUAGUUGUGUGCUAGCGCAAGCAGGCGUUACCAGCUUGCGCGCUCUGAGUAUACGGAAAAUCUAGCAUAGCCCACCUCUCUGCGUGUAUGCUUGUUACCCUUGUGUUGAAACUUUGUAAGGAGCACCAUCGUUAGAUGGCUUGUUACCCUCUCCCAUCAAGGUUGAAUAAUAAUAUAUGCUUUCUUAAA